UGCGGGCUGCUCCUCUGCCUGCUCCUGGCCCGGGCCAUGCACUUCCCCGACUACUCCUACGUGCUGGAGGAGGAGGAGGAGGAGGACGCGGAGCCCCUGGACUACAAGGACCCCUGCAAAGCCGCCGCCUUCCUGGGAGACAUCGCCCUGGAUGAGGAGGACCUGCAGCUCUUCCAGGUGGACCGGGUGGUUGACCUGGCACGCCACACCAUCACGCGCCUGCCCACCAACUCCUCAGGUACCACCACGGUCCCAGCCCUCCCGGCUGCCUCCGUCCCCGGGGGCAGCAAUGCCACCAGCGCCAGCCCACGGCCGGGCCACCAACCGCGCAGCCGGGGCCGGCAGCGGGCACGGAGCCGCCGCGCCGCCACGUCCCGGCCGGAGAGAGUGUGGCCGGACGGGGUCAUCCCCUACGUGAUCAGUGGCAACUUCAGCGGCAGCCAGCGAGCCAUCUUCCGGCAGGCCAUGCGGCACUGGGAGAAGCACACCUGCGUCACCUUCCUGGAGCGCAACGACGAGGACAGCUACAUCGUCUUCACCUACCGCCCCUGCGGGUGCUGUUCCUACGUGGGCCGCCGAGGAGGGGGACCCCAGGCCAUCUCCAUUGGCAAAAACUGUGACAAAUUUGGCAUCGUGGUGCACGAGCUGGGCCACGUCAUCGGGUUUUGGCACGAGCACACACGCCCUGACCGGGAUGACCAUGUCUCCAUCAUCCGGGAGAACAUCCAGCCAGGGCAGGAGUACAACUUCUUGAAGAUGGAGCCGGAGGAGGUGGAGUCGCUGGGCGAGACGUACGAUUUCGACAGCAUCAUGCACUAUGCCAGGAACACCUUCUCCAGGGGCAUCUUCCUCGACACCAUCCUGCCCAAGUACGACGUGAACGGGGUCCGGCCCGCCAUCGGCCAGCGGACGCGUCUGAGCAAAGGGGACAUCGCCCAGGCCCGCAAGCUCUACCGCUGCCCGGCCUGUGGGGAGACGCUCCAGGACAGCCAGGGCAACUUCUCCUCCCCCGAGUUCCCCAACGGAUACUCUGCCCAUAUGCACUGCGUCUGGAGGAUCUCCGUCACCCCCGGAGAGAAGAUCAUCCUGAAUUUCACCACCCUGGACCUCUACCGAAGCCGGCUGUGCUGGUACGACUACGUGGAGGUGAGAGACGGGUUCUGGAGAAAGGCCACGCUGCGAGGCAGGUUCUGCGGGAACAAGCUGCCCGAGCCCAUCAUCUCCACCGACAGCCGCCUCUGGGUCGAGUUUCGGAGCAGCAGCAACUGGGUGGGCAAAGGCUUCUUCGCCGUCUACGAAGCCAUCUGCGGGGGGGACGUGAAGAAGGACAACGGGCACAUCCAGUCCCCCAACUACCCCGAUGACUACCGGCCCAGCAAGGUGUGCGUCUGGAAGAUCACCGUCUCUGAGGGCUUCCACGUGGGUUUGACCUUCCAGUCCUUUGAGAUUGAGCGGCACGAUAGCUGCGCCUACGACUACCUGGAGAUCCGGGACGGCAGCAGCGAGUCGAGCAGCCUCAUCGGGCGCUACUGCGGCUACGACAAGCCGGAUGACAUCAAGAGCACCUCCAACAAGCUCUGGAUGAAAUUCGUCUCCGACGGCUCCAUCAACAAGGCGGGCUUCGCCGUCAACUUCUUCAAAGAGGUGGACGAGUGCUCACGUCCCAAUAACGGCGGCUGCGAGCAGCGCUGCGUCAACACCCUGGGCAGCUACAAGUGCGCCUGCGACCCCGGCUACGAGCUGGCCUCCGACAAGCGCCGCUGCGAGGCCGCCUGCGGAGGUUUCCUCACCAAGCUCAACGGCUCCAUCACCAGCCCGGGGUGGCCCAAGGAGUACCCCCCCAACAAGAACUGCAUCUGGCAGCUGGUGGCCCCCACCCAGUACCGCAUCUCCUUGCAGUUCGACUUCUUCGAGACCGAGGGCAAUGAUGUCUGCAAAUAUGACUUCGUGGAGGUGCGCAGCGGGCUGACCGCCGACUCCAAGCUGCACGGCAAGUUCUGCGGCGCCGAGAAGCCGGACGUCAUCACCUCCCAGUACAACAACAUGAGGAUCGAGUUCAAGUCCGACAACACUGUCUCCAAAAAGGGCUUCAAAGCCCAUUUCUUCUCAGACAAGGACGAGUGCUCCAAGAACAACGGGGGCUGCCAGCACGAGUGCCUCAACUCCUUCGGCAGCUACGAGUGCCAGUGCCGCAGCGGCUUCGUGCUGCACGACAACAAGCACGACUGCAAGGAAGCUGGCUGCGACCAUAAGGUGACAUCCAUCUCGGGGACCAUCACCAGCCCUAACUGGCCCGAUAAAUACCCCAGCAAGAAGGAGUGCACCUGGGCCAUCACCACCACGCCGGGGCACCGCGUCAAGCUGACCUUCUCGGAGCUGGACGUGGAGGCGCAGCAGGAAUGCGCCUACGAUCACCUGGAGAUCUAUGAUGGCAAGGAUGCCAAAGCCCCGGUGCUCGGCCGCUUCUGCGGAGCCAAAGAGCCCGAGCCCCUCGUCUCCUCCGGCAACAAGAUGUUCCUCAAGUUCGUCUCCGAUAACUCUGUCCAGAAGAAGGGCUUUGAGGCCACCCACACCACAGUCUGUGGGGGCCAGGUCCGUGCCGAGGUGAAGACCAAGGACUUGUAUUCGCACGCGCAAUUCGGGGAUAACAACUACCCGGGGGGCUCGGACUGCGAGUGGGUGAUCAUGGCCGAGGAGGGCUACGGCGUGGAGCUCAUCUUCCAGACCUUCGAGAUUGAGGAGGAAGCCGACUGCGGCUACGACUACAUGGAGCUCUUCGACGGCUACGACGGGACGGCCCCACGUCUCGGUCGCUUUUGCGGGUCCGGGCCCCCGGAGGAGGUCUACUCAGCCGGAGAUUCGGUGAUGAUCCGCUUCCACUCGGAUGACACCAUCAACAAGAAGGGUUUCCACCUUCGCUACACCAGCACCAAGUUCCAGGACACGCUGCACACGAGGAAAUGAGGGCCGGGGGUCCCGGCCCCCCCACAGGCAGGGGAGGAGGAGGAGGAGGGCAGGGAGGAAGGAAGGGGGGAGCGCUGCCCCGCACAGACUGCACGGAGGAGCACACAGCCAA
Molecule: messenger RNA, 3076 nt
Organism: Gavia stellata (red-throated loon)
Lineage: Eukaryota; Metazoa; Chordata; Aves; Gaviiformes; Gaviidae
Gene: BMP1
Product: bone morphogenetic protein 1
Exons: 20
Coding region: 37-2964 (975 amino acids)
Biological process (GO): proteolysis
Molecular function (GO): metalloendopeptidase activity; calcium ion binding; zinc ion binding
Source: RefSeq, a predicted model, not a curated record